CCAUUUAAACCCAGUAGGGGGAGGAGAGAUAGACAGAGGGAAAGAGAGUGUGUGGAAUAGGAAUAGGGAGGGACAGAAAGAAAGGACCUAUCUUUAAAAAACUAGGGGUAUCUUUUCCAUUUAGCCCGGCUUACAGUAUACCUUUGCAUACUGGUGUUCGGGCUAGUUGAAGCAAGACUCGCGGAUCUAUAUAUAUAUAUUUUUUUUUUUUGUGUGGUUUUUUUUUUUUUUUUUUUGCCCCGGAUACGACUGGACCUGUCUGGUGUUUUUUUUUUUUUUUUAAUUUUUUUUAAAUUUAUUUAUUUUUUUAGGUCAGGUAGUUGAACCGUGGAGCCGCCAGAGGAUAUUUGAAAAUAACAUUUCCUUAAAAUAAAAUAUAUUCAAUAUUUUAUAAGAUAUACAAGAAAAAAAGUCGAAGAUGUCGGGACAGAGCAUAACUGACAGGAUAACUGCAGCUCAACACAGUGUCACCGGGUCUGCCGUUUCCAAAACUGUGUGCAAGGCAACCACGCACGAAAUUAUGGGUCCGAAGAAAAAACAUUUGGACUACCUGAUCCAGUGCACCAACGAGAUGAAUGUUAACAUCCCACAUCUGGCUGACACGUUUUUUGAGAGGACUACAAAUGGCAGCUGGGUGGUGGUGUUUAAAGCUCUCAUCGCAACACACCACUUGAUGGUUUACGGCAAUGAGAGGUUUAUCCAGUACCUGGCUUCAAGGAAUACAUUAUUCAACUUGAGUAGUUUUUUAGACAAAAGUGGGUUACAAGGCUACGACAUGUCUACGUUUAUCAGGCGGUAUAGCAGAUACCUGAAUGAAAAAGCUGUUUCAUACAGACAGGUUGCAUUUGACUUUACGAAGGUGAAAAGAGGAGCUGAUGGGGUGAUGAGAACUAUGAACACAGAAAAACUGCUAAAAACAAUACCAAUAAUCCAAAAUCAGAUGGACACAUUGCUAGACUUCAACGUCAAUGCCAAUGAACUCACAAAUGGGGUGGUCAAUGCAGCCUUCAUGCUCCUGUUCAAAGAUGCCAUUAGACUGUUUGCCGCUUAUAAUGAGGGAAUUAUUAACCUGCUGGAAAAAUAUUUCGAUAUGAAGAAAGUCCAAUGCAAAGAGGGGCUUGACAUCUACAAGAAAUUCCUCACCAGAAUGACCAGGAUCUCCGAAUUCCUGAAAGUCGCUGAACAAGUUGGGAUUGAUAAGGGAGACAUACCAGACCUUUCUCAGUUUACAGUUUGUGCACCUAGCAGCCUUCUCGAAGCUUUAGAACAGCACUUGGCUUCUUUAGAAGGGAAAAAGGUCAAAGAUUCCACCGCUGCAAGCAGGGCCAGCACUCUCUCAAAUGCUGUCUCAUCACUUGCAAAUACCGGCAUAUCUUUCUCCAAAGUGGACGAAAGGGAAAAACAAGUGGCUCUGGAGGAAGAACAGGCUCGCUUAAAAGCACUGAAGGAGCAGAGGCUGAAGGAAAUGGCUAAGAAAGGUCCGUCCUCCUCGGCCACAACCGCAGGCUCUCCUGUCUUGACCACCGGAGCGGGUAUCUGUACAACGCCCGCUAUAGACCUCUUCUCAACUCCCAGCUCCACAAACAGCACCUCAAGGAUGCCAAAUGACUUGCUUGAUUUGCAGCCAGCAUUUCAAACAUCAAUGCAUCCGAUCGCAACUGUAUCAGGAGCUAAUACAUGGGGAGAUCCUUUCACUUCUACUGAUGCUGUUGAUGACUCCAUUCCAAACUUAAACCCUUUCCUUACACAACCUGUUGUCGAAGCUUCCCAUCUACCUGUUGUCUCUUCAGACGCUGUUAGUUUUUCUUCUAGGACACCCAGUCAUGAAAUGUUUGGUGAUCAUUUCAAUCCCUUUAUUGAUUCAAGCUCCUCUGUUGCAACAAAUUAUGAACACACAGUUCGGAUAGAGCAAUUUAUAUCAGACUCCUUUUGUGGUCCGCCAGCUUACCCUAAUGCUUCCCUCUUCCACACUGAGCCCUCUGCUGUAGCUGGUCUAUUUGGAGGGUUCACUCAGCUUCCAGCUCCUCAGCCACAGACCUCAGCAGGCCUUAACGUUGACUUUGAUUCAGUGUUUGGCAAUAAAUCAUCCUCUGCUAAUAACCUAGAUGCUGGUGAUGAUGUUUUAGGUGGAAUCCUGAAACCAACAGUGACUUCUCAAAACCAGAGUCUGCCUAUUUCCAAGCAGCAGGCAGGCAUAUUAGUGUCUGACGAUUUGGAUUCAUCGCUAGCCAACCUCGUAGGCAACUUGGGGAUUGGAAAUGGCACAACAAAAAAUGACAUUCAUUGGAGUCAGCCUGGAGAGAAAAAAUUAACAGGUGGAACCAACUGGCAACCAAAGCUUGCCCCGACCACUACCUGGAAUCCUGCAACUAUGAAUGGCAUGCAUUUCCCACAAUACGCACCUUCCGUUAUGGCAUUCCCUGCUACCACACCGACAGGAAUGGUGGCAUAUGGAAUGCCUCCUCAGAUGGGAGCCAUGCCUAUGAUGACGCAGCCAACCAUGAUGUACACCCAGCCCAUCAUGAGACCUCCCAAUCCAUUCGGACAGGUACCCGGCACACAGCUUUCCGCAGCUUCUAGUCCUUCCAGUCAAAGUCCUCUCAGAGCUCCGGAAAAGGACCCCUUUGCAGAGCUCUCUCUCAAGGAUUUCUUGUAGAGCGUCUUUAGAUGCAGUUCAUGUAAUCUGAAGGGAGUCGAUUUCGUUCUAAAAAGACGACCAACGCUAAGCAGCAAAUCUUUUCUUCUUUAAGCAAAAUUUACUUUGCUCUCUGUACUCUUCAGUGAGAAUACCUACACUAAAUGGACACGUGAAGGGAAAAUGUGACAUGGCAGUGGGAAGAAACAGUAUCUUGGUGGACUGAUGCAAAUUCUUUGUGUCUAACACAGUAACCGUUUUAGCUGCUGUUAUUACCCAUGAUCAGUAUCACUCCUCCAACGUGACAACUGUCAAGAUAAAAUGGGGGGGGGGGGGGGAAUCAAUCAUGCAGUGCUUUUUCAUUUAACUCACAAAAUUAGAAAUGCUAACUUUACAGGUAACUGAUUUUCAAUUUACUUUAUUUUUUACUGUAUACUAAGUUAGACAUUCCUUGUGUUAUUGUUUGUUUGUAUUUAUUUAUGAUUAUCUGUUGAAAUAUAAACAAAAUACUACAUCAAAAAUACUUCCUUGCGAGAAUGAUUCAGGAUUAUACAUAGGUAUGGUUGAUUGUAUCUGUUGAGUGACUGAUUUAAAAUAAAAUAAAUUAAACACCUGUAAAACUAACUGAUGGAGCACUAAAUAUUCUCCUAAACCAGUUUUAAUCAUGUCUAGUACAGCUCAGUAGGUCAGAAUCUCACAGCCGUACAUUUGUGUGGGAAUUAGGGGAGAGAAUACAAUUUAUUAAUCCACAUAGUCAAUUCUGUGCCUAGGAUUUUGCAAGGGAACAUUUAACUGACUAGCAAGCACUACAUUUGUAAUUCAUUUGGGAUGGAUCUGUAUUGCUUUAUGCUUGGCAUGUCAUUAUUUUACAUUUGACAAUUAUAUGGCUGCCUUUCCAAACUGAAUGUGAAGAGUUGCCUUCAUGUUACGACCAUCCUUCUACUUUGUAGCACAUAAAAGUAGUCUCGGCCAUUGCAGCAGAUGUAGAAGAAUGUGUACAUUUUCUUUGGUUACCACCUUUGAAAAAAAUGGAGAAGAAAUUCAUAGGAAAUAGUUUCUUUGUAAAUUUUUUAGUAAAGGGGUCCGGUUGAAUAUAAAGCUCAGAAGCACUGUUGAUCGGUGCUUUGUGUAUAUAUAAACAAAAUCUGUCAAUUUGAGGGGCAUAGUUCAGAGGAUAGUCUGAAAGAUGAAGGCAAUUCUGUUCAUUAAUUUAGCAUAUUUGCUGCAUUGUCCUUGCAAAUUCUAUUUUUGUUUAUAAAGAAAAUGUAUGAAAGCGGAGAUGGGUUGAUUUUCAAAUAAAGUGCAGCUUCCACAAAGUG
Molecule: messenger RNA, 3954 nt
Organism: Polyodon spathula (Mississippi paddlefish)
Lineage: Eukaryota; Metazoa; Chordata; Actinopteri; Acipenseriformes; Polyodontidae
Gene: picalma
Product: phosphatidylinositol binding clathrin assembly protein a
Exons: 25
Coding region: 419-2656 (745 amino acids)
Biological process (GO): clathrin coat assembly; clathrin-dependent endocytosis; synaptic vesicle budding from presynaptic endocytic zone membrane
Cellular component (GO): synaptic vesicle; extrinsic component of presynaptic endocytic zone membrane; clathrin-coated vesicle
Molecular function (GO): phosphatidylinositol-4,5-bisphosphate binding; SNARE binding; clathrin heavy chain binding
Source: RefSeq, a predicted model, not a curated record